Molecule: messenger RNA, 2591 nt
Organism: Daldinia caldariorum
Lineage: Eukaryota; Fungi; Ascomycota; Sordariomycetes; Xylariales; Hypoxylaceae
Product: Serine/threonine-protein phosphatase 2B catalytic subunit
Exons: 3
Coding region: 448-2142 (564 amino acids)
Biological process (GO): calcineurin-mediated signaling; fungal-type cell wall organization
Cellular component (GO): cytoplasm; calcineurin complex
Molecular function (GO): calmodulin binding; calmodulin-dependent protein phosphatase activity
Source: RefSeq, a predicted model, not a curated record
AGCACACACAUAGCACGUACCUAACGAAGAAAGUCAGUUCUAUGUAACACACACACUUUCUCCCACCUAGGCAACCUUUACCUAAGAUUCGAUUUCGUCUGGUGCCUUGCUAAAUCCCAAUCCCGCCUUCCACCGCCUAACUUUUAGGUACUAACCGUUGCUAAACUAAACGUUGUUAAGGUAAAGUAUCCUUGCUAACCUGGCUAACCUGGCUAACCUAAACCCUUCAUUUUCAUUUUCAUUAUUGUUCCUCUUCCUCCUUUCCGCUCUUCUUCUUCAGUAGCAUUCAACACACCCACCACCAUCAAGACCCUGAAUAGACCUCCCAAAUUAACCUAAUUUUAUUACCCAUCUAUUGAUAGACUUUUUACUGCCUGCAGCGCUACUACAAGCCGACCUUCGCAACGCAAGGCGCAUCCAUCAUUAUCAUCAUCUAAACAUUUCACUAUGGACGCUGGAGAGGGCCAGGCGCCUUUCUCCCCCCCUGCAGGCCCGGUAACGGAUCAACGCAAUGUUCAGGUCGACAAUGCCAUUCGCGCCAUCAAGGAGAAGAAGCCUCUUCCCGAGAUCGAUUUCAGCAUUCAUACCAUGGAAGAUGGCACGCAAGUUAGCACCAUGGAACGGGUUUGCAAAGAUGUUCAGGCCCCCGCCACAUUCAAGCCUACCGACAAACAGUUCUUCGAGGAUGAUACCCAUACGAAACCUGAUAUCACCUUUUUGAAGCAGCACUUCUACCGAGAGGGACGAUUGACCGAGGAGCAAGCCUUAUGGAUCAUCAAGACCGGAACCGAGCUCCUACGCAGCGAGCCUAACCUAUUGGAGAUGGAUGCCCCCAUAACAGUUUGCGGCGACGUCCACGGUCAAUAUUUUGAUCUUAUGAAGCUUUUUGAAGUCGGUGGCGACCCGGCCGAGACUCGAUACCUCUUCCUUGGCGAUUAUGUCGAUCGAGGUUACUUCAGUAUCGAAUGUGUUCUAUACCUAUGGUCUUUGAAGAUACAUUACCCGAAGACUCUCUGGCUGCUGCGUGGGAAUCACGAGUGUCGUCACUUGACCGACUAUUUCACUUUCAAGCUUGAAUGCAAGCACAAGUACUCUGAGGCUAUCUACGAAGCUUGCAUGGAGUCCUUCUGCUCCCUUCCGCUCGCUGCAGUCAUGAACAAGCAAUUCCUCUGCAUCCACGGAGGGCUCAGCCCCGAGCUUCACAGUUUGGACGACCUGAGAAAUAUUGACCGUUUCCGGGAACCACCCACCCAAGGAUUGAUGUGCGAUAUCCUGUGGGCCGAUCCCUUAGAAGAUUUCGGCCAAGAGAAGACUAACGAAUACUUCAUGCACAACCAUGUCCGUGGUUGCUCGUACUUCUUCUCCUACCCUGCCGCAUGCGCCUUCUUGGAGAAGAAUAACUUACUCUCCAUAAUUCGGGCGCACGAGGCUCAAGACGCCGGUUAUCGAAUGUAUCGUAAAACCAGGACCACCGGAUUCCCUAGCGUCAUGACCAUAUUUUCCGCACCCAACUACCUCGACGUUUACAACAACAAGGCUGCGGUGUUGAAGUACGAGAACAACGUGAUGAAUAUUCGGCAGUUCAACUGCACGCCUCACCCGUAUUGGCUUCCAAACUUUAUGGACGUAUUUACUUGGUCAUUGCCAUUCGUUGGUGAGAAGAUUACUGAUAUGCUGAUUGCUAUCUUACAUACCUGCUCAGAGGAAGAGCUUAAGGAAGAAACGCCUGCGUCGUCAUCACCUGGCCCGCAGUCGCCUCCCCUCGGGGGCCCUUACUCGGAUCCGGAUUCGAUCGAAUACAAGAGACGAGCCAUCAAGAACAAGAUAUUGGCCAUUGGUAGACUGUCGCGAGUAUUCCAGGUACUUCGGGAGGAAUCCGAGAAGGUUACGGAGCUCAAGACCGUAUCCGGUGGACGACUGCCUGCGGGUACGCUUAUGCUUGGCGCUGAAGGAAUUAAAAACGCCAUCAAUACUUUUGAGGAUGCCAGGAAGGUCGAUCUCCAGAACGAGAGGUUGCCACCUAGCCACGACGAAGUCCAAAAGCACCAAGAAGAGGAACGGCAGCAGGCAUUGGAGAGGGCCUCCCGAGAGGCAGAGAAUGAUAAAAAACUACAGACUCUUUCGAGGAGGCUAAGCACGUAAGUAUUGAUUUAUUUGCAAUCCCAGUAAACAUCUGCUUACUGUUAGACAGUGAUCGAAAGCGAUGAUCUUGUGCGCGUAUAUAUCAGCUGAUCCUUCAGGUAGCGAGUGGACGUCGACUUGAUGAUCCCAUUUAUGAUGGCAGUACGUGUGAUGCGUAUCUUGGCUUAGCAGAUUAGAACAUCCUAUCGAGGCAGUAACCUUUGGUCAUUCUUCGAAACGAUAAAUAUCUACCUAGUUGAAGCCGUGCCUGGAUUGUUGUUCAGACAAUACAAUAAAUGGGAGGUAUAUAAGACCAAGGAUCCAAGGUCCAAGGGGGAGGGCUCUAAUAAGAUAAGCUGGACGAUACGGUUUUUUUUUUUCAGGUGGCUGACGCAGAAAUUAAAGACGAAUACGGUAUUGGGGAAAGAAAAAAGGGAUGUCCUAUCAUGAUAGUUGGCGAGUUUCUAAUG